This is a messenger RNA of Macroventuria anomochaeta, 1182 nucleotides long. RefSeq names its product polysaccharide lyase family 1 protein. The coding region runs from base 1 to 1182 and encodes 393 amino acids. NCBI's taxonomy places the organism in Eukaryota, Fungi, Ascomycota, Dothideomycetes, Pleosporales, Didymellaceae. Gene Ontology annotation, molecular function: pectate lyase activity. The transcript is spliced from 5 exons. The record is from RefSeq and is a predicted model, not a curated record.
AUGAAGUUCUCAGUCCUUGCAAUUGGAGGCGCUAUUGCUACCGCGAAGGCUGUUGUCCUUGGCGACCGUUCGCAGUUCGAAGAGCGCGCCACCUAUGCUGUCAUAGGCAAGCCAGAGGGCUUCGCGUCAGGAACCACUGGAGGUGGAAGCGCUACCUGCGCGAUUCCAUCCAGCGUUGCGGAGUUGAAGACUUGGCUCACCGACAGCACUGCUCGUUGCAUUGUGCUCGACAAGGAAUACAACUUCAAAGGCACCGAAGGCACCACCACCGAGACUGGCUGUCGACCAGCGUCCAAUACAUGCCCCGGUAAUGGUGGUCAAGAUGCCAUCAACAAGGCCUCAUGGUGCACAAACGGUAACGCAGGUGCUGGCGCAACGUCUAUCAGCGUCACCUACGACACCGCUGGUGUUUCUGGAAUCAAUGUUGGCUCUAACAAGAGUAUCAUUGGUGUUGGGUCUAAGGGCGUUAUCCGCGGAAAGGGCCUACGUUUUGCGAAUGGCGUCAAAAAUAUCAUAGUUCAGAACAUUCAUCUCACAGAGCUAAACCCUCAGUACAUCUGGGGUGGAGACGCCAUCACUGUGGACGGCGCUGAUCUCAUCUGGGUUGAAGAUCACGUCAAGGUCUCCCUCAUCGGCCGCCAGAUGUUUGUCGCCGGUACUGGAGCCUCCAACCGUGUGACUCUCUCCAACAGCGAGUUCGACGGCUCCACCAGCUGGUCUGCCACCUGUGAUGGCCACCAUUACUGGGCCAUCUACCUGACUGGCUCCCAAGACCUCAUUACCAUGAAAGGCAACUACAUCCACCACACCUCUGGCCGCAGCCCCAAGGUUGGUGGAAACACGCUUCUUCAUGCAGUCAACAACUACUGGUAUGCCAACUCUGGCCACGCUUUUGACAUUGCUGCUGGUGGCCAGGUCGUUGUCGAGGGCUCAGUAUUCCAGAAUGUGGUAUCUCCACUUCUCAGCAACUCUGGCAAGCUCUUUGGUUCUCCGUCGACUACUGCUAAUACGGCUUGCACCAAUUAUCUUGGCCAUGCGUGCCAACUUAAUGCUUUUGGUAGCUCUGGAACCCUUGGAGGAACUGAUACCUCCUUCUUCAGCAACUUUAAUGGCAAGUCGAUUGCGUCUGCUGCAACGGCAAGCGCAUCCAUUGCAGACACUGCUGGAGUUGGUAAGAUCUAA